This is a messenger RNA of Abrus precatorius (Indian licorice), 1404 nucleotides long. RefSeq lists its product as uncharacterized. The transcript has 3 exons. The record is from RefSeq and is a predicted model, not a curated record. Gene Ontology annotation, cellular component: plant-type cell wall. NCBI's taxonomy places the organism in Eukaryota, Viridiplantae, Streptophyta, Magnoliopsida, Fabales, Fabaceae. Bases 71 to 1171 code for a protein of 366 amino acids.
UUCUUUCUUCAAUCAUCUUCCCUUUUCACCUCAUUAUCCGAAACUUGCAAAGUUUCACAUCCCAGACAACAUGGAGGGAAGGUUCAUGUUUCUGUCGGUGCUCUUAUGUGCCACCUUUCAUGUCUCCUUCUCCUUCACAGACGGACUAGUGGCAAAUGGGAAUUUUGAGUUGGGGCCAAAGCCAUCAGACCUGAAAGGCACGGUGGUGGUUGGUGGAAGCCACGCCAUACCAGAAUGGGUGAUUUCUGGUUAUGUUGAGUAUAUAAAAUCUGGGCAAAAACAAGGUGACAUGUUGCUGGUGGUGCCAGAGGGUGCUUAUGCAGUGAGGCUUGGGAAUGAGGCUUCCAUUAAGCAAAAGAUAAAGGUGAUUAAGGGAAUGUACUAUUCCAUCACGUUCAUGGUGGCACGCACAUGUGCACAAGAAGAGAGACUCAAUAUAUCUGUGGCUCCUGACUGGGGUGUCAUUCCCAUACAAACACUGUACACAAGCAGUGGUUGGGAUCCCAUUGCUUAUGGCUUCAAAGCUAUGAGUGAUGUUGUGGAUAUGCUAAUACAUAACCCUGGAAAGGAGGAGGAUCCAGCUUGUGGCCCUCUCAUUGAUUCCAUUGCUCUCAGAACUCUCUACCCUCCCAAACCCACUAACAAAAACCUAUUGAAGAAUGGUGGUUUUGAAGAGGGACCCUAUGUGUUCCCCAACUCAUCAUGGGGUGUGAUUAUCCCACCCAACAUUGAGGAUGACCACUCUCCCCUACCAGGAUGGAUGGUAGAGUCCCUUAAGGCAGUGAAGUACAUAGACUCAGCCCAUUUCUCAGUCCCUGAAGGCAAAAGAGCUGUGGAGUUACUAGCAGGAAAAGAAAGUGCCAUUGCACAAGUAGCAAGAACAAUUCCUGGCAAAACUUAUGUGCUCUCAUUUUCAGUUGGGGAUGCUAGCAAUUCAUGUGAAGGGUCUAUGAUUGUGGAAGCAUAUGCAGGCAAAGACACUAUAAAAGUGCCUUAUGAGUCCAAAGGCAAAGGUGGGUUUAAGCGUGCGGCACUCAAGUUUGUUGCUACCACCCCAAGAACACGCAUCAUGUUCCUUAGUACCUUCUACACCAUGAGAAGUGAUGAUUUCUCUUCACUCUGUGGACCUGUCAUUGAUGAUGUCAAGUUACUAAGCCUACGUAAACCAUAAGGGGAUUGGGUCUGUUAGAGGCUAAUGAAUCAAAAUAUUUAUAUAUGGGUUCUAAGCCUUUGAUUUUAUAUAGUUAUUAGGAUAAUAAUUAAGAAUGUUUUUUCUCUUUUUUUUUAAGAGACGCGAGAGGUAAUGAGUAUGAUUUUCAUUUUAUUAUGAAAAUAAGUGUGUAUAACAACUAUCUAUAGACGUAUAGUAUACAGUGGCGUGUUUCUAUAAAUCCUUUCAUGUAU